This is a messenger RNA of Sceloporus undulatus (fence lizard), 4394 nucleotides long. It is a transcript of the gene KDM4C, whose product is annotated as lysine demethylase 4C. The transcript is spliced from 23 exons. Gene Ontology annotation, molecular function: histone H3K9 demethylase activity; histone H3K36 demethylase activity. The record is from RefSeq and is a predicted model, not a curated record. Gene Ontology annotation, biological process: chromatin remodeling. Lineage: Eukaryota; Metazoa; Chordata; Lepidosauria; Squamata; Phrynosomatidae. Bases 335 to 3499 code for a protein of 1054 amino acids. Gene Ontology annotation, cellular component: nucleus.
UCCCGAGUCACGUGACCGCUCACUCCAGGGAGGAGCGCGACUCGAGAGGCGAGGCGAGAGAGAGAGAGAGAAAGAGGUGUUGAGAGAGAGAGAGCGAGCCUCCGCCGAAGUGUCCAACGCGCCUGCGCACUCCGCCGUGGCUGUCAUCCGCGCAGGAAACAACAACUUGGGCGAAGGAGGGGGCGAAGAAGACUCGGACCGUUCCAUUCGGCCUGGAGUGAGGGGGGGUCUGUCACGUUCCAGGCCCCUCCACCAUUGAGCAGGUUGAAAGAAAUCUGAUUUUGGGUUGAUGUAGAAGCAGGUAUCAAGCCAGCAGGUAAAACACUGAAUAGCUAUGGCUGCUCAGCCGUCAGACCCUCCACCAAAUCCAAGUUGUAAAAUCAUGACUUUUCGGCCUACAAUGGAUGAAUUCAGGGAAUUUAACAAGUACUUGGCUUACAUGGAAUCAAAAGGUGCUCAUCGUGCAGGAUUGGCAAAGGUGAUACCUCCUAAGGAGUGGAAGCCAAGAAGAAGUUAUGAUGACAUUGAUAGUCUGAUGAUUCCUGCUCCAAUUCAACAGAUUGUUACUGGUCAGUCAGGUCUCUUCACUCAGUAUAAUAUUCAGAAAAAGCCAAUGACUGUGAAGGAGUUUCGGCACCUUGCUAACAGUGACAAGUACUGUACUCCAAGACAUUUAGAUUAUGAAGACCUAGAGCGUAAAUACUGGAAGAAUUUAACUUUUGUGGCACCAAUCUAUGGAGCAGAUAUUAAUGGAAGCAUAUAUCAUGAAAAUGUUAAGGAAUGGAAUAUUGCUCAUCUCAGUACCAUAUUGGAUGUUGUAGAAGAAGACUGUGGAAUCUCAAUUGAAGGAGUAAACACUCCAUAUCUGUAUUUUGGCAUGUGGAAAACAACAUUUGCAUGGCACACUGAAGAUAUGGAUCUCUACAGUAUUAAUUAUCUUCACUUUGGAGAACCCAAAUCCUGGUAUGCUAUCCCUCCAGAACAUGGAAAGCGACUUGAGCGACUAGCUCAAGGAUUUUUCCCAAGCAGCUCUCAAGGAUGUGAUGCUUUUCUACGCCAUAAAAUGACAUUAAUUUCUCCAUCAAUAUUGAAAAAAUACGGAAUUCCUUUUGACAAAGUCACACAGGAGGCAGGAGAGUUUAUGAUCACUUUCCCAUAUGGAUAUCAUGCAGGAUUUAAUCAUGGUUUCAACUGUGCAGAGUCAACAAAUUUUGCAACAAUAAGAUGGAUUGAUUAUGGAAAAAUAGCCAAAUUGUGUACCUGCAGGAAAGACAUGGUAACUAUAUCAAUGGAUAUCUUUGUAAGAAAAUUUCAGCCAGACAGAUACCAGCUGUGGAAACAAGGAAAGGAUUUGUACACCAUUGAUCAUACAAAGCCCACCCCUGAAACGACACCUGAGGUAAAGGCCUGGUUGCAGAGAAGAAGAAAAACAAAGAGAACAUCCAGGUGCUUCCAGCACACCCGAUCACGAUCAAAAAAGCUUAAAACUCCAGAGGACAAGAAGGUAUCAACCAUAGUAGUUGGUACAGAAAUCACAGCCACUGAAGCAACUACAGAUAGCUUCAAGGUCAAAGAAAAGCCAUCAGAAAAAGUAAAGCCAGUAAACACUGGAGUGCCUUCUGGGGAAGAACAAGACGCAAGCAGGAUGCAGAUAGAUCAGAAUUUAUUGGAUAACAAAGAGGUCUCGGGUCAUCACUCUUCAAGCUCACCUCUAAGUCAUCGUUCUGUAACUGAAAAAGUACAAAUUGAAAAUGAAGAGAAAGGAGACUCUGGCUUUGUGCACUUUUGUUCUCAGGAAUCUGCGCUGGCUUUGCUUUCAUCUGCUAGCUGUAAUCAGGAAGAUUUAAAAACUUCAACUUCUUCAAGAAAGACUCUUGAGUAUGCUUCUUCUGAAGGUGAAAGUAUAGAGAAAGAAGAAACUAGUAGUAUCUUUACAGAAGAUGAUGAUACCAGUGAUGCUGACAGCAAUGGAAAUGGCCUGGAACCUGGAGAAGUAUCACUAGUGGCAGAAGGUAAAAGAACAAAAACAUCUAAAAGCUGGCGUCAUCCGCUAAGUAAACCUCCUGCCAGGUCUCCUAUGACACUAGUUAAACAGCAGGCAAUAAGUGAUGAAGAAUUGCCAGAGGCUCUCCUAAUUGAAGAAGAGAUACAAGAGACAGAAUCCUGGGCCAAGCCUCUUGUCUACCUUUGGCAGAACAGAGUACCAAAUUUUACUGCUGAAAAGGAAUACAAUGCAGCUGUUGCUAAACUGGAACCCUAUUGUGCCAUAUGCACACUUCUCAAACCAUACUAUAAGGCUGACAGACCUAAUGAAGACAUCUAUGCUUCCUCAGAAACAAAAGAAGGAGAAAUAUUUGUUGCCAGUGAAAAGACAAAACCACUUAUUCCAGAGAUAUGUUUUAUAUAUAGUGAGGACAACACAGAAAACUACCCAUCCAAUGGCUUUAUUGAAGAAGAUGGAACAAGUCUGCUGAUAGCCUGUGCAAAAUGUUGUGUACAGGUCCAUGCAAGUUGCUAUGGUGUCCCUUCCCAUGAAAUCCAUGAUGGAUGGCUGUGUUCUCGAUGCAAAAGAGGAGCCUGGACAGCUGAAUGUUCUCUCUGUAAUUUGAGAGGCGGAGCCCUCAAGCAAACCUCUGACAAAAAGUGGGCUCAUGUCAUGUGUGCAAUUGCUAUUCCUGAAGUCAGAUUUGGUAAUGUCACAGAAAGGACACCAAUAGACACCAGUAGGAUACCUUUGCAGAGAUUAAAACUGAAGUGCAUCUUCUGCCGACAAAGGAUUAAGAAAAUAUCUGGUGCCUGCAUCCAGUGUUCUUAUGGACGUUGUCCAGCUUCUUUCCAUGUUACAUGUGCCCAUGCUGCAGGAGUACUGAUGGAACCAGAUGAUUGGCCAUAUGUUGUCUACAUCACAUGUCUCAGACACAAGAUCAGUCAAAAUGUGAAAUCAAAAGCCUUGGAAAAAGCUGUUUCAGUCGGGCAAACUGUGAUAGCAAAACACAGGAAUACACGAUACUACAGCUGCCGCGUAAUAGAAAUCACAUCUCAAGUUUUCUAUGAAGUCAUGUUUGAUGAUGGGUCUUUCAGCCGAGAUACCUUCCCUGAAGACAUUGUGAGCAGAGACUGCCUGAAGCUGGGCCCACCUGCAGAGGGAGAAGUUGUUCAAGUGAAGUGGCCGGAUGGAAAACUUUAUGGUGCAAAAUACCUUGGAACCAACAUAGCUUACAUGUACAGUGUAGAGUUUGAAGAUGGCUCUCAGAUAGCAACAAAAAGGGAAGAAAUCUACACUCUUGAUGAAGAGCUGCCCAAAAGAGUGAGAGCUCGAUUUUCUACAGCUUCCGAUAUGAGAUUUGAAGACACAUUCUAUGGAGCCGAUAUUAUCCAGGGAGAAAAGAAGAGGCAGAGGGUAUUGAGCUCCAGAUUUAAGAAUGAAUAUGUGGAUGACCCGGGCUACCGCAGCUUCCUAAAAACCUCAUUCCAGAAGAAGUGUCAGAAGGGACUAUAAAAGAAGGAAUGAACUCAUUUGUUCUUUUUCUCUUUAUGUGUGGAGGGAAUGAAACAUAUUCAGCAUGGUACAGACAAAAACAGACAGAAGAUAUUAUUUUGAUGGUCUGCUUUUAUCAAUUCAGGCAUCUAGCUUGUGGUUCAAACACGUCUUGAGGUUAUUAAGGAUUCUACCAAAAAUAUCUUAUGCUUUGUAAAGGUUUUUUUAACUUCAGGGCCCAAUUCAGGGUUAAUGUGUUAGAACUAAAGCUGGAUGUCUGAUUUCCAUCAAGGACUGAUCAAUAUCACAUUGGGAAUAAGAGGCCCUAUCAAAUAACGAAUAUAAGAACCACAUUACCACACAUGAGUAACUGCUUAGUCUUACCUCCCACUGAUAGUUACAAGAAAAGCUAUAUGGAGCUAUAUUUAGAUGGAGAUCUUUGUUCAAUUGUAAAAGGUUAUGAGUUUCAACUAUUUGUAUAUUUUCCACAAUUCUACAUUUUUGCUAUAAAAUCACAAGUAUAAAAGACACUGAGAUCUCCAGAUGCCAUUGUAACUUUUCAGGGUUUUCCACACUGUUUAUGUCUUCACAGCUUUCAAAACAUUCUGGCCAGAAUUGUGUCGUUUACCUGGGAUUUUGGGGUGUGCAUGUUAAUGAGUAACAAGCAUAUGCUUCUAAAGAAGAUUUUUGGCAUCUAUUUUAAAAAAAGAAAUCAUUAAAUUCUUGAGGGAAAACAGCAAUUUGUACAAUAAAAAGUCUUUCAUUGUGUUUGUAAAAUUAGAGUUUACAUACCUUUGCUUGGCAGGCUAGUUUUGAACUAAUGUAACAUAGUAAUAUAAUUUGGUCUUCCCUUUUUAAAUAACAGUCUGCAAAUGUAAUAGUGUUUGAAAUAAAAUGAUGCCCCUUUGCUUACUAA